UUGCCAAGCAGUUUGCUAAGGAGUUUUCGGGUCAGUUACCGGAAGAACCUGGGGCUCGGUUACCGGAAGAACCUAAAAGAGGUCAGUUUUGAAAACGGGUCGAGCCUACAGCUAUCCCUGGAUGAUUUCAGUCAAAGAGACACCAGUUUGAAGGCAGAUUUGAAGGCAAUAAACUUUGUCAAGCAGUUUGCUAAGGAGUUUUCGGGCCAGUUACCAGCAGAAGAACAACCUAAAACUAAAAAAAGCGGCUAUGGUGUGCGACAUGUUGUAGCAGGGUGUGUUGUCGGAGUAGGUGCUGUUGCUGCAGCUCCAUUUGUACUCACUGCUGUAGGAUUUACAUCAGGUGGAAUAGCAGCAGGAUCCAUUGCAUCAGGCAUGAUGUCUUCUGCAGCAAUUGCAAAUGGUGGCGCUGUUGCAGCAGGAAGUGGAGUGGCUGUUCUGCAGUCAGUUGGAGCUGCAGGGUUAGGAGCUGCAGGUACUGCUGCAGUUGGUGGUGCUGGUGCAGCAGCUGGGGCUGGUGCUUCUGGUGUAGCAGGUUUCUUUCAGAAUUACUUUAGAGGACGUGGAGACUCUACAACCGAGAACAAGACCUCCAAUACAACACAGGAGGAUGAUGAUUAUGAUAAUAAUGGUGAUGGGGAAGAUGGGGAUGGUUGUGCAAAUGCGAGGUCCUACACGGGAAGUGACUUUAAUUAA
Asterias rubens (European starfish) is the source of this 696-nucleotide messenger RNA. RefSeq names its product interferon alpha-inducible protein 27-like protein 2B. Lineage: Eukaryota; Metazoa; Echinodermata; Asteroidea; Forcipulatida; Asteriidae. The annotation marks the transcript as partial. Gene Ontology annotation, biological process: apoptotic signaling pathway. Gene Ontology annotation, cellular component: mitochondrion; membrane. The record is from RefSeq and is a predicted model, not a curated record. The transcript is spliced from 5 exons.